Molecule: messenger RNA, 1338 nt
Organism: Triticum dicoccoides
Lineage: Eukaryota; Viridiplantae; Streptophyta; Magnoliopsida; Poales; Poaceae
Exons: 4
Coding region: 1-1338 (445 amino acids)
Source: RefSeq, a predicted model, not a curated record
AUGCGCCGCCUCUCCUCCACCUCGCGACCUCUCCUCUCGUUCAUGGCCUCUGCUCCUCCUCGCCAUUCCUGGUCGCCACCAGCGCUUGCACGACGAGCUUUGCCACUCAUGGAGGCUCCCAGUCUAGCUGCCCCUCGAAUUUAUGGAUUAUUUCCUCAUGGAUCUCGGGGCAUGGCGAGCACCAGCGGAUUCAAAGGCGAUGAUUCAGCUAAACCAGACGCGCGAUCGCUCAUCUCUUCUACCAAGGAUCGCUCUGCCAUCAGCCAAGGCAUGGAAACCGCAGAGACGAGUGGCACAACCUUGGAGGUUACAUAUCCUAUAGCCGGCACACAUGACGCAUUUGCCAAAACUGUGGACAUCUCUGGUUGUGAGGAAAACGGAAGGAGUUCAACCAACAAGGAUACAAAGAGGGCAUCGGUAGCAAGCGAUGGCCAAGAAGAUGAUGUAGAUGUACUCCCCAUUGGAAUGUUUCCAAAAAGCACACACCGUGAUCGUUCGAUAUACAGAGCCAAUCAUUCAUGGAAAAGGGAAUAUAAUGUUGCAAACCGUAACGAGACUCGGCUACCAGAACCCACAGAUUGUGACAUCCGCAACGGAAAAUGCAUUCGGCAUAUACCUAAUCGCGUGUUACAAAUUUUGUCAUUAAAGUUGACUAAACUUACUGUGGAUCCUGGCCCAGUAGAGUUGUAUAGAUACAUAGCAGUGCGGGAUUAUAUGGAUACAUUGCUUAAUUAUGUUGUCAAUAUAAGCAGGGAUGAUCCCAUCAUCGUGAAGCAGGGUUCUCUGAUCGCCAUGGCUGGCCCUAAGCGAGGGAUAAAUAUGCUUUCCACUGCUCUAGUGGAAUUUGACAUGAGGAUCAAGGUAGGCAAGGAAGAAAGGCAUGACUGCCAGCUGAUCGAUGGUGUAUCAGACCUAGACGACCUGUGGAGCCCAUGGGACUGUGCACUCAAAUACCACAUCAAUGGCGACUGUGGCACAGUUGAUUUAACUGUAUCACGUAUUGAUCAUGCAGUCAUGGCGAAUGUAGAAGUUGACGUGUCAGAAGUGCGGAGCAGUUUUGAUCUGUGCUUCCGUUGUUUUAUCGGUGGUUAUGACGAAGAGAUUCGGCUCUUCAAUGGUACAAUUGGCGAGUCGCGUCAUUUAACGAGGUCUGUGGUCGCUGUGGUGGAUGGUUCCACUUUGGAUUUGAAGUUCGAGGUUGCCUCGGAGCCAUCCGGUUCAGCGGAGCACUGCUGCUCCUUCAAGGCGGGCACGCAUGGGCUUGAUACUCGAGAGAUGAAGACUGAAUUCGGGUUGAUCUCAGUGAAGGUGACUUGGUCGACUCUGCUCUCCAUCUAG